Molecule: messenger RNA, 1487 nt
Organism: Eublepharis macularius
Lineage: Eukaryota; Metazoa; Chordata; Lepidosauria; Squamata; Eublepharidae
Gene: ASB13
Product: ankyrin repeat and SOCS box containing 13
Exons: 6
Coding region: 1-876 (291 amino acids)
Biological process (GO): positive regulation of protein catabolic process; protein ubiquitination
Molecular function (GO): protein binding
Source: RefSeq, a predicted model, not a curated record
AUGAGCCUUCCACGGGUCACAGCUCACUUCGUCAGGGAGAGCGAGAGUGCAGUAGCACCUGGAAGGCUAACAACAUUUGGGGGUUUUUGGGCGGAUAGAACUCCCGUUCAUGAAGCAGCUCGGGGAGGAGAGAGCGUGCAACUGCAGGAGCUCAUACGAAAUGGAGCUUGCGUCAAUCUGGUCACCUAUGACUCUAUCACGCCCUUGCACGAGGCCAGUCUGCGCGGCCAGACGCAGUGCGUGAAACUCCUGCUGGCUGCAGGAGCCCAGGUGGACGCCAGAAACAUUGAUGGCAGCACACCGCUCUGUGAUGCCUGUGCCUCUGGGAGCAUCGAGUGUGUGAAAGUCCUGCUGUUCCAUGGGGCAAAGGUCAACCCUCCCCUCUACACUGCCUCCCCCCUCCAUGAGGCCUGCAUGAAUGGCAGUGCAGACUGUGUGCAGGUUCUGAUCAACGCUGGAGCAAACCUGGAGGCCCACGACUGCCACUUCGGGACCCCUUUGCACGUGGCCUGUGCCAGAGAGCACCUGGAUUGCGUGAAGCUGCUGCUCAACGCAGGUGCCAACGUGAAUGCGGCCAAACUUCAUGAGACCGCCCUCCACCAUGCCGCCAAAGUGAAAAACGCCGACCUAGUGCAGAUGCUGGUCGAAUUCGGUGGGAAUCUCUAUGCCAGGGACAAUCGAGGGAAGAAACCUUCUGACUACAGCUGGAACAGCAGCCAGACCACCAAGUGCUUUGAGUAUUAUGAAAAAACACCCCUGACCUUGUCUCAGCUCUGCCGCCUCAGCCUCCGGAGAGCCUUCGGCCAGCAUGCCCUGGAGAGAAUUGCCACACUACAGAUCCCCCGACGGUUUAUUGAGUUUCUCUCCUACCGAUGAUAAUAGAAGGAAAGGUACCAUUGAAAGGCCACAGCCUUGCACUCGGAAACCUCGGCUACUGGCAUCUUCCUCGGGCAUCCUCUCCUAUGUUUGAAUGCCGUGGACGUACAUACUCUGGGUGAGCUGCCCAGGAUUCAAGGAAACCGUUUGUGGCCUGAGUCUCGAGUGUUGCUAUAGCGCUUUGCUGCUGGCUGAAAAGGCCCCACAAGGACUUGAGUGUUUCUUGCCUUGCUCUUGUAAAAUAUGUCCGUCCUUAUAUUGUACAGCUGUGACUGAGAUCAAUUGGCUGCUCAUUCUUGAGCCCAUGAUUCCCAGCUCAUUCGUUUAACUACUGACACCACACUUGUCCCCAAGGUGACCCCAGGGGGGUGCUGCAGGACCAGCCCAAGCUAAUAGGCAUUCUAGACACAGAGUGUGUGGUAUAGUGGUUAGAAUAUUGUACUGGGAUCUGAGAGAGCCAGGUUCAAAUCCCCCACAAGGUUUCUGCUUGGCAUUAGGCCUAUCUCUCAUCUAAUCUACCUCACAAAGUUGUUGUGAAGAUGCAGUGGGGUGUGCGCCUGAAAAAGUUCCUGCCCCGCCGCUUUUUUCACCCAAUGGGAGGGGGGAGAAUC